Molecule: messenger RNA, 2942 nt
Organism: [Torrubiella] hemipterigena
Lineage: Eukaryota; Fungi; Ascomycota; Sordariomycetes; Hypocreales; Clavicipitaceae
Source: the annotation of a GenBank genome assembly
GCCUCGCGAAGCACACGACAAGCUCUGCAGCUUCGCCAAUCUCGAUACCUCCUGAUUGAUGAGUGAAUAAUCUACAAAAAAUAGCAUCAGUACCGAUCAUCAACAACCAACACUACCGCCAGCUCAUGCGAUAAACCACCACUUCUGCGCCAGGCGCAAUGUACACUUCCAAGGCGGCAUGCGUGCGAUGCGCAUCCCGCAUUCCUAUAGCCGUUGGCAGAACAAGUAUCGCGACAUAUUCGACAGCCAAGGACGCAGGAUCAACACCUGCCAAGCCGAAACGUCAUCGGUCGAUAAACAAGGGCGACUACGUCAGCAAGAGGUACGACACGUACGGCGGGAAGGGAAAGUCUAGCGAUCCCUUUGUCCAGAUCUUUCGUGACGUCGUGUCACUACGAAAGCACAUCAAACUCGAUAACACAACCUCCAAAAACCCGUCAAAAGCCGAACCGAAAGACGACAAAGGCAAACCUGACAACACACUACCACAAUGGAAGAAGGAAGCCAUGGGAAAGGUCCUCGAAGACCCGUCCAGCUUCCGCAUCGACGACGGUAGAUUUGCCUAUCGCUAUAAACAACCACACCCCGAGAUUAUGGAUGAGCAAGCGCGCAUGUUUGAGGCAAACAUGCACGAUUGGUCGCUAGAGGAUGCUCUUACGAGACUAAAGGCGUCCGAACUAAAGUUCCCAGACAAGGUCAACUUGCUAGAGAGGCUGUGGCCUCGAGUCCGCGACCUUCCCAGACAUCCGCGGCCGCAAAUAUUUAACGAGGUGGAAGCGCUCCUCAUGCAGCUGUUUCAUAUGCAAGGCGCGUACUUUCGACAGCACUGCACCAUCAGGUUAUCCAAGAUGAUGGAGCUCGUCGAAUAUGGCCACCCGAGGAUUAAGCUACGCGCAUCGGCGGUUCUCAAUCUUGGAAAGCUCUUGCUCCGCGGCAAGGCAAGUUCUCUGGAACAGUUUGAGCGUAUGAUUGAGCUGGUCGACCUCUGGAAACACAUAUCACAACUAGGCAAGCCGGAACAGGACGAGCUCUCGUGGGCGUUGCCGAGCGUGUUUGACGCUACAGAUGCCAUGCUCUACGGAAACCGGGGUCGUGAUUGCAAACGAGAUGGACUAGUGGCGGCAUCUACGGCCAUGGUUUGCAUGUUUCCUCACCUGCCCAUCUCGCAUGCGCGGCAUCUGCAGUCAUCACUUAUCCUGACAAUCACCAUGCUUAUGGAUCCGGAGCUGACGCACUCGAGUGUUAAAAAGGAGGCUAGCCCUUUGCUUCACCUCGCUGCCAGCGUCUUCUCGGAAACGAGACCGCCCAACAAAGACUUAGUGGAGAAACUAUGGGAUGAUGAAGAGGCUGCUUUCGAUGGCGUCGUACACGACUUUUCGCGCCCGUACGUCAUCGAGAACUGGGAUAAGACUUGGAAGGCGUUACAGAACGAGCUUGAUAGUAUCGCACGAGCAGCUGAGCAGGCUGCCAAGACAAAAAAGGCGACUGUGCAUACACCACUCUCAACGCUGCAUCGCCAGCUUCGCCAGGCGCACCGAGCUCGCAACGUAGGCGCCGCUCUGCAAGUCUUUGAUUCGCUACAGCAGCAGGCUAGCAAGGAUGUAUCGAUGCGCAACCAGCUCCAGGACGAGCCAGACCUUCUCAACUAUGUGGUCUUUGUAUGGGGAGCCCUCCGCCGCCCGUCUGAGAUGCAGCAGACGCUGGCACUCAUGCAGAAGCUGCGUAUUAGGCCCACCAUCAAGACGUACACGGCCAUGAUGCACGGCUGGAAAAUGUCCAAGGACUACCGCCGCAGCGAAGCACUCUGGAACCAGAUCCGCGCGUCCGGUAUGCCACUUGACCUGCACAUCUGGACGGCGCGCGUGUCUACGCUACUCGAGAUGGGCAGGCCGGAGCAAGGCAUGCAGGAGCUCGUGGGCAUGGUGAACCUGUGGAAGACGCAGGCUCCCAACGCCGUAGAGCCUGAUAUCGAGGUCGUCAACGCCGUCUUCAAGACGCUCAUUGUGCUUGACCGCAAAGCCGCGCAGGAUCUCCUAGCAUGGGCCAGCCGCGAGGGCAUGCAGCCUAGCAUCGUCACGUACAAUAUCCUGCUGACCGAGUCCUUCCGUUCCCACCCAGAAGCCGUGCCGUCCAUCCUCAAGAACAUGCACGCAGCGGCCGUCGAGCCCGACUCGGCCACCUUUACCAUUAUCCUCGAGGCCGUGCUGGGCGCCCUCACCGAGUCUACGGGCGAAGAGCAAGUGCAGGCCGUCGACCAGAUCUUUGCCGACAUUGAAAGCGCCGGCCUGCGCCCUAACCAGGAGACGCUGGCCAAGAUCCUCUACUCCAUCUGUACACUGCCCAACGGGUCCGAGGCCGCCAUCCAGCGCGUCCUCGCUAAAGUAUCGGCAAGUGGUUACGUCAUCACGCCGCACAUGAUUACGAUUCUGAUUGAGCGCGCCAUGUCCCGCGACCCGCCUGAUAUCGUUGCUGUCGAGGACAUUCUGCGCCGCUACGAGAUCCGUACAGUGUCGGAUGGUGACCAGGUCCUCUGGGAGCGUGUGAUGAGCGCCUACGCCGUGUCGCGCGACUGGGCUGCCGCGCUACGUAUCUUCAAUGAGCUUGAUGCCGCAGGACGCACUGCUACUAGUCUCUCGUGCCUGACAGACUUGUUGACAGCCUUGGUAGACGGCGAGGAGCGCCGCCUCGACGAGGCCAAGGAGAUGGUGAGCGCUGUGCUGCGCAGUAAAGGCGACUUUGACCAGCGCGGAAGAUACUGGAAGCACCAUUUCUGGUUCCGUGCAAAGGCGCUCGGCUUGGUGGAUCGGGAGCUUGCCCCGGGCGAGUUGGUGGAGGAGGAUGACUUUAGCAGAAGAGAUUGGGCAGACGUUGGUGGUGCCAAGGGCGUGUAAGAAUAUAUGUUGUGAACAAUUAGUGUAUAUUAUAAAUAAUACAAAAGCGAU